Paramecium sonneborni is the source of this 1481-nucleotide messenger RNA. Lineage: Eukaryota; Ciliophora; Oligohymenophorea; Peniculida; Parameciidae. The record is from the annotation of a GenBank genome assembly.
AUGGGCUUGUGUUAAUCAUAGAGAGGUUCUAGAAAAUCUUUUGCAUCAAAAAAAUUACACACUUGUAGUGAUACCAAUAUUCAAAAUAAAAUAAAAGGUAAAGAUACUCCUAUUCGACCAAAAACUUAGCCAACUUUGAACACAAGUGCAAAAGACCAUUUUUCGACAUGCAAAAUUCCUUGUGCAAUAAGAACUAGUAAGAGGAUGAUUAAAGAAGCAUUAGCAAAAACUUAUUCUGUUUUAAAUAAAGAUUUUGGGCAACCAAGUAAGCUCAUCAAAUUAUUUAAGAUCAUAAUAAUUUUGGUUUAAUAUAACACAAUAUCACUGGAUAAGUUAGAACUGCCAGAACAAUAUUAAAAGAAGAUGAUUUCAUUGAUGACAUGGAAUUAUAUAUUAAUAAUAUUAGAGAGAACAAUCUAGUAGUUCUAUUUAUAUUUAUAUUAGACUUCACCUCAUUUUAAUAAUGUAAUUGAACUUUUUGAAGAUUGUAAAUGCUACUAUGUGAUAUAAUAAUAUUGUAGUGGAGGUAUGCUAUCUAAUUUAUGUGGGAAAAUCGAGGAAGAUAACGCCAUUUAUAUAAUAUCAUAAAUUUUAGAUGCUCUUGGAGAAAUUCACAAUUAAGGCAAUUAUCACGGAGGUUUAAGUAUUCAAAGUUUUUCCCUCUAAGAUUAAUCAAAUAACUACUACGUCAAACUAAUAGAUAUUUUUCCUGUAUUUUAUGUUAAAGAAUAAUUCGAGAUUAAACGAAUGUAGCAAAACGAUUUAAAAGCGGUAGGAUUAAUUCUUUUUUAAUUAAUUACAAAUAAAUAGAUAAAUAAAUUAACAACUGAAUCGAUUUUAAAGAAAUCAAAGGAUUUACCUAAAUAAUCACUUUGGUUUUAAUUAGUGAUGCAAUUUCAGGAUUCAAAAAAUUUACAAAUUUAUGAAAAUUUGUAGAACAAUUUCUUAUAUUAAAAUAUCAUCAAGAAAUAUUCAUCAUUAUAUGCAGAAUAAAUUUUAAAAAAAUUAUUCGUCAAAAAAUCUUCAUAUCUUUAACAAUAAAUAUUACUAGUGAUGAAUAAGAUUUUUUUUUCUGAAAGAAUAAAAUAAAUUGAAAGAAUAUUUUUCCAGAAUGAUACUAAUUAAAAUGGUACCUUAUCAAAAGAUGAAUUAUAAAAAGCUUUAGGAAUUGAAGAAGACAUAGAAGAGUUAUUUCAUUAAAUUGACAUAGAUGGAAAUGGAAAGAUAGAUAUGAAUGAAUUCAUUUUUCACUCAUGUGAUAGAGCCGCUUUAAUUAAUGAAUUUAAUUUAAAUGUAGCAUUUAAUGAGCUGUAAAGAAAAGGAUUUGUUAUUCCUUCAUAUUUUUCUAAAUAUUAAAAGGUUGAUGAAAACCAAAUAGAAAAUGAUAUUAAAAAUAAAUUUAGUUCAUAAAAAGUAAUUAUUUGUAAUAUAUUAAGUUAAACAAGCAAGAUUUCCAUAAACUAAUGUUUGAGCUUCUCUGA